Molecule: messenger RNA, 1800 nt
Organism: Penicillium argentinense
Lineage: Eukaryota; Fungi; Ascomycota; Eurotiomycetes; Eurotiales; Aspergillaceae
Product: NAD-dependent epimerase/dehydratase family protein
Exons: 3
Coding region: 1-1800 (599 amino acids)
Source: RefSeq, a predicted model, not a curated record
AUGGAAUUCCGUGAUAUCGCUGCUACCAGUGGCUUUGCCACCCACAGCUUGCGACACCCCUUGGAGGGACUGUCCAGCUUCGGUCCGACCUUGAACGAAGCCACUUUCGGCCUCCUGGGGUCCUCAUUCAAGCCGGAGCGCGACAUUCCCAGGGAAACCAUCCUCCAGCUCGCCAAACACCAUCCGUCGCGUAUUUACCUCGCCGCGCGCACUGAAAGUAAAGCCCGUGAUGCCAUUAUCUCGAUCCAGUCGCAGCUCGCCUCCCCCGCCGAUAUCCGGUAUAUCUCGCUGGACCUCGCUUCCUUCAAGUCGAUCCGCGCGGCCGCAGACAAGUUCCAGUCGGAGAGUGACCGGCUAGACCUCCUGAUCCUCAAUGCAGGGACAAUGGGAAACCCUGCCACCAAGACGGAGGAUGGCUUUGAGGUGCAGUUGGGUACCAAUCACGUUGGUCACUUCCUGCUCAGCAAGCUGCUGCUGCCGACGCUGCAGAAGACCGUUGAGCAGAUUCGCGCGAGCGGCGCGACUCCCGAUGUCCGCGUCGUGAGUCUGUCGUCUGCGGCCCAUAUGAUCAGUCCGACAACCUUCGAGGAGCUGACCUCGACACCCUCGCUGCUGUCUGCCAGCACCUGGCAUCGCUACGGCGCGUCCAAGGCUGCGAACAUCUUCUUUGCGUCGGAACUCGCGCGCCGACACCCGGAGAUCCUCUCGGUUUCUGUGCAUCCGGGCGCCGUCAAGAGCGACCUGUAUACGCAUGCCAAGUCAUCCAGCUCGUUUAUGAAAUAUAGCCUGGAGCUCGUCUCCUCGAUAUUUUUCCGAAACACCUCGAGCGGGGCGUUGAAUACCCUCUUCGCUGCGACCACCCCGCGGGACCAACUGGUCAAUGGCGCCUACUACACCCCUGUUGGAUACCGCAGCGACGCCGGCCAAUACGUGAUAUCCGAAUUGCUCUCUGCCGGACACCAAAUCCUGAACCUGGAUCUCAUGCCGAUGUCCCACCCAGACGUGCACACGCUGAAGACCGACCUUGCUGACAGCGGGCAGGUCUUCAAUGCCCUCUCGGGCCAGUGGCAGCUGCACGAGCCCUUCCCGGAGGGACUGCCUCCUCGCCCGGACGCUGUAAUUCAUCUCGCCGGGUACGCGCGUAACAUGCUUGUCCCCGACAACGAGACCUUCCGCGCCAAUACGCAGGGUACGUAUAACAUCGUCGAGGCGGCGUGUAAGCUCGGCAUCCGCAAGGUUAUCCUCGCCAGCAGCGUGACGGUCUACGGCGUCUCGUUCGCCCAGGGCGAUGCGGAUUACCCUUACUUCCCGAUCGACGAAGACCAGGACGUCAAUCCCACCGAUACAUAUGCCAUUGCGAAACUGUGCAAUGAGCGCGUGGCGCGCGGCUUCGCGGCCCGCUUCGGGAUUGAUAUCUACAUCCUGCGUAUUGGGCGGGUGAUCGAGCCGGAGGAGUACAAUGAUGAUAUUUUCUACAGCUAUGUCCACGAGCCGGCGCUGUGGAAGGUGCAUGGAUGGUCGUAUAUUGAUGUGCGUGAUCUGGGCAGGAUGUGUGACGCUGCACUGCGGACGGAUGGGCUGGGGUUCCAGGUUUUCAAUGCGACGAAUGAUGCGAUGACGAAUUUCAAGCGCACGGAGGAGUUUCUCAAAGAGCACUAUCCGAAUACGCCGAUUGUGCGGGCGUUGGAGGAGUUUGAGGUGCCCUUGUCCAAUGCGAAGAUUAAGCGGCUGCUCGGGUUUCAGGAGAAACACCCGUGGAAGAAGUAUUUUACGUUGGCGGAGAAGAAGGCGAAAGCAUGA